AUGGGAAAUCUCGCAUUCACAAUUGACACCAGCCAGGAAAUUCCGCUCAGCACGAAUCAGGACCUCUUUCGAUGGAUGGAUUAUGCAUCAAUGGUUGCCAUGUUUUUCAAUGCUUUUGGGGUCUGGGUGAUCGGGUUUCAUACGCCGAAUACGAUGCGCUCCUAUGGAAUUGCGUUGACAGCAUACCAGGGAAUUGGUUUCGGCGUCGCAGCCCACAUGGCUUCCCUCCUGAUGAUUAUGUUUAUGCUGCGACAUCAAGCGAUUAUGCCACCAAAUCACCUGUUAAAAUUUGAUCAUAAACUAAUGCUCGGCGUCUACAUCGGCCUCCAAAUCUUUGCUUAUAUUCAUUUAAUCACCAUGGCAAGCUACGUUUUUUAUAAUGAUGAUGUAGAAGCUACUAAGCAGCUUUACUUGAAGCGCUACUUCAUGUUUCGCCAAUUCCUGGAGGUGCCACGCUGUUAUGUUUUCACCCCUAAAGACGGGGUCCUGAUGAUGAUAAAUAUUUCGGCUUGGGUGGUCGUCUUGUUUUUUAUAGUGAUGGGCUGUGUCAAGCCUCGCACUUUUGUCAUCUCCGAAACUUCAACUAUCGCCGUGACCAAGGAAAACCGUAGGGCCAACAAAUUGAGGCUGGCUGCGGCGAAUGCUAGAUUUCUGUCGAGCACGCCGGUGUCGACGACAAUGAACGAUUUGGGA
This is a messenger RNA of Mesorhabditis spiculigera, 693 nucleotides long. Lineage: Eukaryota; Metazoa; Nematoda; Chromadorea; Rhabditida; Rhabditidae. The record is from the annotation of a GenBank genome assembly.